This is a messenger RNA of Prorocentrum cordatum, 798 nucleotides long. Lineage: Eukaryota; Dinophyceae; Prorocentrales; Prorocentraceae. The record is from the annotation of a GenBank genome assembly.
GCGCCCCUGCGCGCGACAGCUCGGUACCCCGAGCUGGCCGCGGCGCUGAGGGUCGUCGAGGCCUACGCCCAGGCUGCAGCGGCCAGGGCGAAGGCGAAAGAGCCUACGUUGGACGACGCGCUCCGCAAGGCCGCUGGCGAGUGCAAGGACCUUCGCAGGCGGCACCAGCCCGCGGUGGAUCAGGUCCUGCGCUGCCGCUCAGGCCUGUGCACGGUUCAGGCACGUGAGCGGGAGCUCGCCCUGCUGCUGGCCGAGGCCGAGACCGUCAAGCAGAAGGAGUCGGCCGAGCUCUUCCAGCUGCGCUGGGGCGACUCCAUCUUCUCUGCCGACGUGCUGGAGGAGCUCGACGAGCAGGAGCGCGGCAGCUUGGCCAGCCUCCGCAAGGAGCUUCUUGCGGCGCAGGAUCUCCAGUCCCGCUCGGGGGAGGUUCGCGAGAAGCUGGCCGCCGCGCAGCGCCUCGCCGCCACCAGCCGCCAGCGUUUGGCCGAGGAGCGCAAGGGCGGCAACGGCGACGCUCAGGACCCCGCGCAGUCGGCAGCAGCACCAGCCGCAGCAGCAGCAGCAGCAGCAGCCCCUGACGACGGUGUCGCCGCGAAGAAUGCUGGAGGUGCUCCGGGGCCCCCUGCCGAGAAGACAGGAGACCCCGCGCCGGCCGCGGCGGCCGCCAAGUUGAGCCAGGCCAAGCUCAAGGCUGCCGAGCAAGCGAAGGUGGCCUCGGCAGCUCGCGGUGCGUCAGGCUCGGCUGGCCCGGGUGCAGCGUCGGAGGCCGCCCAUGCGGUGUCGCCCGACGCCGCCCAU